CGGUUCGAUCUGUGGUUGAGGUGGGUGGUGAAUCUCUUGACCAUCUUAAAAAAAGUCUGAAUAACUGGUUUGCCGAAGAAGAACAAAGAUUGAUCCAUACCAGUAAUGAUAACAAGAAAAAUUUUGAUCCCAGCCAAGUUAAAAAUCCAAUUGAAAAACGACGGAAAGGACGGUCUCCGGUUAAGCAGUUUAAAAAUAGUACCGAAUCAUUACAAAUCAAAAGAAAAAAAUCUGGCAAAACUACACAAAACAAAUGUAGUAAAUGUGAGAUCGUUGGACAUUAUGCUUCGACUUGCAAGAAAUUGGUGGGA
Ambispora gerdemannii is the source of this 311-nucleotide messenger RNA. Lineage: Eukaryota; Fungi; Glomeromycota; Glomeromycetes; Archaeosporales; Ambisporaceae. The record is from the annotation of a GenBank genome assembly.